This is a messenger RNA of Carassius carassius (crucian carp), 1714 nucleotides long. It is a transcript of the gene peli2, whose product is annotated as pellino E3 ubiquitin protein ligase family member 2. Gene Ontology annotation, molecular function: ubiquitin protein ligase activity. The transcript has 6 exons. The coding region runs from base 249 to 1535 and encodes 428 amino acids. Gene Ontology annotation, biological process: regulation of Toll signaling pathway; protein polyubiquitination. Lineage: Eukaryota; Metazoa; Chordata; Actinopteri; Cypriniformes; Cyprinidae. The record is from RefSeq and is a predicted model, not a curated record.
UCUCUUACAGCGGAUGGAAGCGCUGAGUUAUUCACUACUCCUAUAAUGAAACGCCUCCGAGAAUUAAGGCUUUAUUAUUUUGAUUUUUUUAAUAUCUCUUGGAUGUAGGAUUUAACUGUUUAUUUUUUAUUUUCUGAAAAGUAAGAUUGGGAGCAAGUAAAUGGGAAAUCUGUCACCCUGGAGUGUCCUUUGAAGUCUCUCUUCCCGUUUCGUCGUGUAAUUGAGAGAGUGUUUGUUUGAAAAGCCUCAUGUUUUCACCGGGUCAAGAGGAACACUGUGCGCCCACCAAAGAGCCCGUAAAGUACGGCGAGCUCGUGGUUUUGGGGUACAAUGGUUCACUCCCCAAUGGAGACAGAGGGCGAAGGAAAAGCCGGUUCGCACUUUACAAAAGAGCCAAAGCCAACGGUGUCAAACCCAGCACUGUACACAUCCUUAACACCCCACAAGCCAGCAAGGCGGUGAACUGUAAGGGCCAGCACAGCAUCUCCUACACACUGUCCAGAAACCAGACGGUGGUGGUGGAGUACAGCCAUGACAAAGACACAGACAUGUUCCAGAUUGGACGAUCAACGGAAGGCCCUAUUGACUUUGUGGUGACUGACACUGUGUCAGGUGGAGGAGAGAGUGAGGACACACCCAUCACUCAAAGCACCAUCUCCCGCUUCGCCUGCCGGGUGGUGUGUGAACGUAACCCGCCCUACACCGCGCGCAUCUACGCUGCAGGCUUCGAUACAUCCAAGAAUAUAUUUCUCGGAGAGAAAGCAGCCAAAUGGAAGAAUCCAGAUGGUCACAUGGACGGCCUGACGACCAAUGGUGUGCUAGUCAUGCACCCGCGGGGCGGGUUCACAGAGGAGUCCAAGCCUGGUGUGUGGAGGGAGAUAUCAGUGUGUGGAGAUGUUUACACACUGAGAGAAACACGAUCCGCUCAAACUCGAGGCAAACUGGUGGAGAGUGAGAGUAACGUGCUCCAGGACGGCUCUCUGGUUGAUCUGUGCGGAGCCACACUACUCUGGCGCACAGCCGACGGUCUUUUCCACACCCCCACUCAGAAGCACCUGGAGGCCUUGCGGCAAGAGCUGAACGCAGCCCGGCCUCAGUGCCCCGUGGGACUCAACACCCUGGCCUUUCCCAGCAUGCAACGCUGCAGCCGUGCCCUGGCCAGUGGCCCCACCCAGGAGGACAAACAGCCCUGGGUCUACCUUGCCUGUGGUCACGUUCACGGCUACCACGACUGGGGCCACCGUUCUGAACGAGACUCCAAUGCUCAAAGAGAGUGUCCCAUGUGCAGAACCGUGGGCCCCUAUGUGCCACUCUGGCUCGGAUGUGAACCAGCCUUUUAUGUCGAUACCGGCGCACCAACGUACGCCUUUGUGCCUUGCGGCCACGUGUGCUCUGAAAAGUCAGCCCGCUAUUGGGCGGAGAUUCCUUUACCGCACGGCACCCACGCUUUCCAUGCCGCCUGCCCCUUCUGCGCUACCCAACUCAAUCUGGCACAAAAGUGGGCUAAGCUGAUUUUUCAGGGGCCUAUAGACUGAGAGUGUAGAGGAGGUGGAUGGUGGGUCAUUGCCUAAUUGAAGUGAAGUCCAGUAUGCUGAAGGACAAUUCGUAGAAGGUGUGACUGCAAGCUGUGAAACUGCUCUUGAAAAGCUUGUCCUGGAGAGCAGGUUCUUGCUCAUGACUAUGACUGUGAUAGUUGGUGAAUGACAGGCGUCCG